AUAAUGUUUAAUAUUGUACUAUUGUAUUGUGCAUAAUAAUAUAUUAUUAUUUAUAUGUAUAUAUAUACACAUACCAUACGGUCGUGGUCGUAAUGAUGUUGUGUAUCCGGUAUUCCGGUAUCGGCGGCGUAAGCACCAAGGUUGCGCUCGCAGCGAACUGAUUAAAAUAACGGAAUUUUCGCGUCCAAUAAGACAUAAUAUACACUAUUAUCAUUUAUCUCAUUGUAGGUUAAAAUAUAAAAACGGCCAAAUUCCUAACUGAUUGUCGCGUACCGUUCUGUCGAUUUCGAUUAAACGACAGGGAUCAAACGGCUGUAUCCGCCGGCUGUUAUGGUCGCCCUAAUAACGUUGAAGAUUUUGAACCACCGCCUCUGACCGAACAAACGACGCCGGUACUGACGUCGCCGACCACCAAACAGUUGUUGUGGUUCAUUUUCUCCCGUAAACGCAACCCAGUCCCGUGCAAUGGGUGAGAGUAUUUCUGACCAAGAACUGCGGCGACGCCUGUUGACCUUCAACACUGUCGUUCCUCCGGUCACCAAUUCGACCAGAAGAUUGUUGCUGAAAAAGCUUGCGGAUCUUGAGAGCCGCCAUUCGAGUCAAAUUGAAUCCCCCAAAUCAAAUGAUAUAUCCUUGAUAAAUGUAUCAAACUGGAAUCAUUCUGCUAGCGAAGACGAGGAAAAAAACUCUUAUUUGUAUACAGAAACCAAAAAGUUUUCUAACAAACUACCUGAAAUACAGACUGAAAAAAAAAAAUCAAGACUUUAUGACUCUAGUGUUAGUAUAACUCCACGAGAACCUGUUUUUCGAAGUCCACGUUCGAAUCCUGUAACUGAAACACCUUAUGCUGAUCAAGCUAUUCAAAGAUGGAAAGAAAAAAUGAUGAAUCAAUCUCAAAAUAAAAUUGAUGUGUCAAAUACUUCGCAGUUUGAUUUUCCAUCCCCGGUUUCAUCAAUUUAUUCUCAAAAUUCAAGGAGAUAUAUUCAACCAACACAACAAAGGAAUCUGGGAAAUGGCUAUACAAGAAAUACCCAGUAUAUAAUAUUACUUUUUAUUGGGUUUUUUGUAGUAAUUUUUGGAUUAUAUUUCACUUCUAUACAAUCGAGUACAGUUAUAUUACCUUCAGGUAUUUUAAACUCCUUAUGUGCCAAAAAAAGUCUACAAGGGUUGGACUGUGAUACAGAACAAAAAAGAGUACAACAUUUAUAUAGCUCUUUGGUAUCCCAAGUUCAAGAUAAAUAUAUCAAGAACCAAUGUGAAAAGUCAGAUAUAGAACCAACUGUGGAUGCUCAAACUAUAUUUGAAUAUAUUUCAACUCAUGAAAAUUUACCAUCAAGGGAAGUUGAAGAAUUAGUUGAAUUAUUUAAAAGUAUUGCAAAAACCUAUACUGACUCACCCAUUGGUUUUGACACUUCAUUUAAUAUCAAUGUACAACCAAAUUUACCAGUUCUAUGUGCAGUUAAAAAUAUUUUUACCAACAUGUUCUAUCUUAUUUUAUGGCUAGGAAUAGUUUCAUUGUCUAUCGUAAGCCUUUAUUUUGGUAUAUGCUACAUGACAACUAAAAGUGAAAAGCAUAAACAAGAAGUUAAUCGCUUAGUAGAAAACAUAAUUGAUUUACUGAAGCAACAAGCUCAAUAUCGACCUAAUGAAGGUUAUUUACCUAUCAUACACAUACGUGAUCAAUUAAUUCCACCAAAUGAGAGACAAAAAAAAUCCAAAAUUUGGACUGAGGUUGAACAGUAUUUCACUGAAUCAGAAUCAAGAGUAAGAUCUGAGAUUCAACAAAUUGAUGGAGAAGACUUUCAAGUAUGGAGAUGGGUUCAACCUAUGUCCCCUGUCACAGUGAAAAAAGUUUGGCAAGGUCAAGCAUUUGAAACUAAUGAAGGUAGUAUGAACUCUCCUCAACCAAGUCCUACGUCUUGUUUAAAAAUCCGUCAUAUGUUUGGACCAGAUUCUAUGUUAGGAGUUGAUUGUGAAACACGUGUCAAAGAUGCUAUUCUAGAAAAAUGUGAGUCUGUAGAAGUUUUACAUCUUUCAGUUGAUCGUAGUAGUCAUGAAGGAUGUGUUUAUGUUAAAUGUGCCUCUCCUGCUGAAGCAGGAAAAGCUUAUAGACAGUUACAUGGGUUUUGGUAUGAUGGAAAAUUGGUAACUGUAAAAUUUUUACGUUUGGAGCGUUAUCAUCAAAGAUUUCCAGACGCUGUUAGUACAACAAUACCUCUUAUGCCAUCUAAUAAUGAAAAACGUUCGUUACAAUAAAUUACAUUGUUAUAUUGAAAUAAUUUUAUAUCACUAACAUUGUUGUUUAAUUUUAAAAACGCCUUACGUUUUAAUAAUUAUUAAUAUAAUAGGUAAAUGUUUUUACAUUACUGCUAGUACUUUGUUUUGUUUUUCUACUAUUAUUAUUUCUAUAAGUAACAAAACCUUAUAACUCAUGAAGUAAUAUUGUUUUUUUUUUUUUUUACUAUUUCUUAUUUUUUAUUCUUAUGCUUCUGAAGCCACCCUAAGUUAUUGAAUAUAUUUUUGUAAACUUAUAGAUGAAUUUAACAUUUUUCAUGUAAUAUAUUAAUACUACAUUAAAGUAUGUUGUACAUUUAAAUAUUAUUCAUUAUUGUUAUAUAUGCUAACCCAAUUUAAUUGGUUAACCAAACAAUUCUGAUAUUUUAGUAAAUUAAUAUUUGUUUUGAUAUUUGAA
Rhopalosiphum padi (bird cherry-oat aphid) is the source of this 2692-nucleotide messenger RNA. It is a transcript of the gene MAN1, whose product is annotated as inner nuclear membrane protein Man1. The record is from RefSeq and is a predicted model, not a curated record. Gene Ontology annotation, biological process: negative regulation of BMP signaling pathway; nuclear envelope organization. NCBI's taxonomy places the organism in Eukaryota, Metazoa, Arthropoda, Insecta, Hemiptera, Aphididae. Gene Ontology annotation, cellular component: nuclear inner membrane. Gene Ontology annotation, molecular function: chromatin DNA binding. The coding region runs from base 466 to 2256 and encodes 596 amino acids. The transcript has 11 exons.